Molecule: messenger RNA, 1326 nt
Organism: Trematomus bernacchii (emerald rockcod)
Lineage: Eukaryota; Metazoa; Chordata; Actinopteri; Perciformes; Nototheniidae
Product: peroxisomal succinyl-coenzyme A thioesterase-like
Exons: 11
Coding region: 1-1326 (441 amino acids)
Biological process (GO): fatty acid metabolic process; acyl-CoA metabolic process
Molecular function (GO): fatty acyl-CoA hydrolase activity
Source: RefSeq, a predicted model, not a curated record
AUGGGACGACUGGAGUGUCCUCUGCUGCUCGUUGUAGGUGAGGACGAUCAGAACUGGCCCGCCCACGAGUGUGCAAUGGACAUGAAAGAGACGAUGGAGCGGGCGGGGAACAGCCACCUUCUGACUGUCCUCUCCUAUAAGAAUGCCGGUCACCUGAUCGAACCUCCAUUCAUGCCGUUCGCCCGAGCCAGCUCCUUCAAAACGGUCACUAACCCACCAACCAAGGUGAUGGCUCUGUGGGGCGGAGAGCUGGUGGCACAUUCUCGCGUUCAGGAAGACGCCUGGAGGAAGAUGCUGAGACAGCAUUGUGUGAAGCUGUCGGUACAGCCGUCCAGAGGGCUUGUGGAUGAGAAGUUCACCGUCUUGGUCCAGAACCUCCUCCCUGGGUUCCAGCUGACCAUCCACGCCCUCCACCAGUGUGAAGACGGACACAGCUGGGAGGCUUUUGCUCACUACACUGCCGAUGCCACCAGUAUUGUGAACGUCUCACAGGAUCCCAGUCUGGGCGGGACAUAUUCUGGGGUUGAACCGAUGGGCCUGCUGUGGAGCCUCAGACUAGUUCCUGGCAGCAAAACUGGGCUCAGGUGGAGGAAGAUGAACGUCCAGACUCCCAUGGGGGUCACAAUCUCGGUGUACCACGGUCACCAGACGGAGGGCUUCUUGGAUCAGGUGCUGCUGGCCAGUGUGGUGGUAGAGCGAUGGUACAUGGCUCCCGGCGUCCGUAGAGUCCCGAUAACAGAGGGCAGACUCACUGCGACCCUCUUUCUGCCCUCAGGACCUGGUCCUUUCCCCGGACUCUUGGACCUUUGGGGGUGGGGAGGGAAGUUGGUGGAGUACCGGGCAGCGCUGCUGGCCUCCCACGGCAUCGCCUCCCUGGCCCUCAACUACCUCACACCUCAAAUCACUAAGGAAACUGGUAAAAUGGUGGACAAUGAUUACUUUGAGACGGCCUAUAGAGUCCUGGAGCAGCAUCCUCAGAUCCUCGGCAGCAGGAUCGCCAUGUUGGGUCUUUCCUUAGGCGCCGCUGUCACUCUCAGAAAGGCUGUUUACUCCCAGGUUGUAAAGCUCAGAUGCGCAGUGUGUAUCAGUGGGAGUCAUGUGCAGCCGAUUGACGGACCUGUGGAACAAUUUAAUGCUUUAUUUAACAAAAACAUUGACAAGAUUCACCUUGAUAAGGAUAACCAGUCGAUCCUUAGAGAUACGCUGCUGCCCAUCCCAACAGACCCCUCACUCAAAGUGGACAUCAAACACACUGACAAGGCGACACCUGGAAGCAGCUCCAAAGGUCAGUUUGCAGCCAAUAAUCGAGCCAUGCUGCGGGUCUGA